AUGUCUAAGCUAAAGCCAGGGAAAAGAUCAAGAAGAUCAACUCAAAACCUCGAGUUUGCGGAAUCUCGAAGAUCAACACAAAACUUCGAGUCUGCAGAAUCUCGAAGAUCAACACAAAACUUCGAGUCUCCAGAAUCUCGAAGAUCAAUACAAAACCUCGAGUUUGUAGAAUCUCGAAGAUCAACACAAAACUUCGAGUCUGCAGAAUCUCGAAGAUCAAUACAAAACCUCGAGUUUGUAGAAUCUCGAAGAUCAACACAAAACCUCGAGUUUGCAGAAUCUCAAAGAUCAACACAAAACCUCGAGUUUGCAGAAUCUCGGAGAUCAACACAAAAUCUCGAGUUGGCAGAAUCUCGAAGAUCAACACAAAACCUCAAGUUUGUAGAAUCGCGAAGAUCAACGCAAAACCUCGAGUUUGCCGAAACUCGAAGAUCAUCUCGAUCCCUCCUUGAGUCUUCAUUUUCUCCUCGAGAACAGGAAAAAAUGUUCUUCAAAGAUAUAUCCCUCCCUUCUCCUGGUAGCUACCAGAGUAGAGGUGAAAUGAAUGACGGGAAACUAGCUCCUGUAGGAUAUACUCAGAGUAUUCCUCUCAACCUUCAAGCACACAGUACUGGCCGGAGAAGUUCAUGUUUCAACUUCCUUCCUUCCAAAGAUCACGAACUACGAAGAUCUGACCUCAACUUGACCUCCCCACCCCUACUAGACCACCAGACCAGUAGCUCUGCCAGGGUUCAAGGUACACCGCGCUCCAGGAGUAGUUUACAGUUGUCUGAAAAUAUCUCCUCCUUCCAACUGUGGACGAAUACAGAUUCAUCUCUAGUACCAACCUGGGAUCCAAUAAACUUGAUGUACGUCAAUACUCCUCAACAAGAAAAGGAUCCUGGUAUACCGUUAGAUGUUUACUACCAGCAUCUAUCUAUAGUACCUGACGUGGUCCUGGAGCUACCCUCAGAUAGUGAUUCAUCCAGACGACCCAGCCAUACAUCUAUGAGUACAUGGUCCGCCUGGUCCCAGCAGUCUAGCAGGAACACUAGCAGGAGAAAUACCCAAGCCUCAAUAUUUGACUCGAUCAAUCCGAGGACGGACCGACGAUCCUCCGACUGCGGAGAUCUGGCGGCUUCUCUUCUCAACGUACCUAAUCUGCAGAGAUCCAGGUCCCGGGGAUCAAGCUUGCCAGGAUUAGAGUCUCCAAGCCUAUACAGGAAACUUUCUUCCUAA
Molecule: messenger RNA, 1218 nt
Organism: Eurytemora carolleeae
Lineage: Eukaryota; Metazoa; Arthropoda; Copepoda; Calanoida; Temoridae
Exons: 7
Coding region: 1-1218 (405 amino acids)
Source: RefSeq, a predicted model, not a curated record